AUGCCGAUUCAUGACGACAUUGAUCCGCACCGCGACCCGUUACAAAUUCCGGUAGCAGCACAGACCGACGAUAACCACGAGGCUAACGGCGCGUUCUGGACUAGCAAACAGACCAAUGUAACGGCUGACAGCAGCAGGGAUGACGUGCAUGUGGGCAAUGGCGAGCAGCGAGUGCCGACACCACCGCCGGAGAGCGCCAAGCAGCCAGUGCCGCUGCUGUCGUUUUCAGUGGGCCGCAUUGUGGACCGGUCGAAGCGGGUGCCCGGAUACACAUUUGAUGUAACCACGAACCUCAGCCCGUACCGGCGGCGCAAGUACACGGGCAUCGAGCGCAACCAGGUAGAAUUUGAGCGGCUGGAGGCACACCUACGCGGAACAUACCCUGAGUGCCUGGUACCGACGCUGGGACCUGGCACCACGGUGAGCAAAUACGUGCCUGACUACCAGAACGACCGGCUGGUGGUGAUGCUGCUGCAGCAGUGGCUGUCGCGCGUCUCGAUCCACCCGAUCCUGCGGCAGGACUACGAGCUGAGGCAGUUUGUCGAAGCGCCAUUUGCAUUCAACCCGGCGCUUGCACCGGUGGUUCCGCAACCGCCGCAGUCGAACACAGGUUUCUUCUCGUGGGGCAAGAGCAAGCAGAAGAUCUCGCAUAGCGCCAACCCGACGCCGUUUGAGCAGCACCUGGAGAAGACGUCAGAUAACCUGGCCCUGUUUGGCAGGAACCUGCCCGAGGCCCGGCGGUGGCACGGGCGCCUGGCGCGCACGCGCACGCGUCUAUCACUGACGUCAGUGGGCGUAAUCGAACACAACCCACAGCUGGCACGGACAUUCAAGCGGUUUGGCAAGUCAUUUGUACACAUGGGCCACUCGGCACAGAUGCAGGCCAACACGGAAGGCUCACGGACCAUCGCUGUCGAGGACAUCUACACCAUUUCGUGCGAGAACGUGCAGAAGACGCUGAUGAACCGCCAGGUCAUCUUCACCGAACACCAGGUAGCCCAGCACCAGCUGGAGCGCAAGCGCCAGUCGGUGGCUGUGCUGCGCGCGUCGUCAUCCAUCAGCCCGGAACAGGUGCAGGCGACGCUUGACGAGUUCAAUGUCGCCAAGGCCGACGCCGAUGGCAAGCAGGAGAGGGCCGAGCGGGUUGAUCGUGUGCUGGCUGCCGACCUGCAGGCCUUUGAGGCGAACAGGGAGAGGGACUUCCAGGACCUGUUUGCCACGUACGCCAAGGACCAGCUGCAGGUCGAGAAGCAGAUACUGGGCGAGCUGAAGUCGGUUCUGGACUUUAUUCGCCAGGGCAGCGACCCGCCUGCUGCUGCUGGUGCCUCGCACGCCACCGCCUAGGACGGACCUGGGCCAAUGCACAUGCACCCCCUCCCCCGUAACUCGCUCCGCAGCCUUUAUUACCUCUUUUCUAAUUAACAUUCCGUGUACCAAGCCUGGUGCCGUCCAAUGUCAGACUGCUGGCGGUGCCUGGUGGUCCAGGGCGGAGCAGCCAUUGGCGCGUCUAAACCCCGCUUGUGAUCCUAUCUCGCUAGUGCCCGAAAAAACCUCGCGCUCGAUCCCGCUUUUGGCAAUAAUUGAUCCUAUCUCACCUGCUUUGUCGCCUGCCCCCUGCUUGAAUACCGAGUGCUUUUGAUGUUCGCAAUAAAACUUUUUACUACCC
Messenger RNA from Linderina pennispora, 1666 nucleotides. RefSeq lists its product as uncharacterized. Gene Ontology annotation, molecular function: phosphatidylinositol-3-phosphate binding. The coding region runs from base 1 to 1344 and encodes 447 amino acids. The record is from RefSeq and is a predicted model, not a curated record. Gene Ontology annotation, biological process: retrograde transport, endosome to Golgi; intracellular protein transport. The transcript is spliced from 4 exons. Gene Ontology annotation, cellular component: retromer, tubulation complex; endosome. Lineage: Eukaryota; Fungi; Kickxellomycota; Kickxellomycetes; Kickxellales; Kickxellaceae.